Molecule: messenger RNA, 1446 nt
Organism: Bactrocera oleae (olive fruit fly)
Lineage: Eukaryota; Metazoa; Arthropoda; Insecta; Diptera; Tephritidae
Product: putative odorant receptor 92a
Biological process (GO): detection of chemical stimulus involved in sensory perception of smell; sensory perception of smell
Cellular component (GO): plasma membrane
Molecular function (GO): odorant binding; olfactory receptor activity
Source: RefSeq, a predicted model, not a curated record
AAAAAAUGGCAAAAAGGCGUUUCUGCGGUUACAAUUUCAAAAAUGCGUGGGAUAAAGAAUGUGUCACGCCAAUUUACCGUUAAUACCAAAUGUUAGCAACUCAUCUAGAAAAUAAAUUUUACGAAAAUAAAAAUGAAUAUAAAAACCAUAACAACAGCUUUGCUCCACACAGUGCCAGUUUCGAGUGUGACCUCAUUUUUAAAUAACGCGCCAUGAACGCUAUCGAACGCAACACAAAUUUCACACGCUUCACCGCCGGCCCAGUUAGAUAUUUCAAAUUUAUCGGCAUUUGCUUGCAACCACCGGAAAUGCCGCACACCAAAUACAAGCGCAUGUUGACUGUGCUCACCAUAGCGCUAAUGUUUCUGCAUCAGAUCGCCUAUAUACUAGAACCCGGACGCACUUUUGCCGAACAAUCCGCCGCUGCUGGCCUGCUCAACUACACCACCGUUAGCGGCGGAAAGAUACUCUUUCUCAUCUACAAUCGCCGCCUGCUGCUGAGCAAUCACUGCCAAUUGGCUGCAUUGUAUCCGAGCGCAGCGAUAGAGCGCCACUACAAAUUGGAGCAUUAUCUGCGCAUAUAUGCGCGCGUACAAACGCUGCUCUACAACUUUUUCAAAUACAUUUUAAUCAUAUACCUAAUAUAUCCUAUAGCGCAAUCAUUCUACGACUUAUGGUCCAGCGGCGUCUACUCAUACAUCAUGCCUACACUUUUCUGGUAUCCCGUGCCAUUGGAGCAAUCGCUGUUCGUUUAUAUCGUUUACUUGUUAUUCGCGUGUUUUUGCAGCUUUUGUGCGGGCUUAAUUAUAUUAAGCGCCGAUUUGUGUCUCUUCAGUUCGGUAUCGCAAUUAAUGUUACAUUUGGAUUUGUUGGCGCAGCGCAUAAGCGCACUGCGACCGGCUGAGGAAGGAAGUUUAAGUGCGUUGAAAGCGAUCAUUGAGUAUCAUCAAAAGAUUUUGACACUUGCGCACAAUGUGAAUAGCAUUUUUGCGCCCUCGAUACUUUUCAGUCUGGCUUCGUCAUCGUUUAUACUUUGCUUUAGCGCCUAUCAGCUACUCGAUGAUGUCUCCUUCAUUUUCGUUUUGAAAGUGUUCCUUUUACUAUGCUACGAAAUGAAGCAAGUGGUCAUCACUUGCUACUACGGCGACAAACUGAUGGAUAGUAGUGCAAAUCUCUUUACCGCUGUUUACGCACACAAUUGGACCGAUGGUUCACCAGUUUACAAGCGCCUCGUUUUGUUUAUGUUGGUACGCACUUAUCGGCCCAUAGCAUUGAAAGUGGCUGGCAUAUCAGACGUUUCGCUUAUCACACUCAAACAGGUCUUAAGCACCUCUUAUCAAAUUUUCACCGUUUUGAAAACAACAUAAAUGAAAAGCAUGUUUUUUUUUGUUGUUUUGAAAAGUAAUUCAAAUUCACAUAUUUAUUAGUUAAAUACACAAAUUAUUU